CGUGAUCGCCCUGUCCCAGUUUCCCCUCACGCAGGGGCCCGCUGCCAUCCCAUGUGAGCGGCGGCGUUCGUCCGAGCGGCGCAUUAGCGGUGGGGGGAAGGAAGGGCAGGGAGCGUGCCCGCCCUGUGGGGAGGCGGGCGGCAUGGCGGAGAGCGGCGCCUGGCUGCUGGUGCUGAGCUCCGUUUUCGUCUGCAACGCAUUCAAGAUCCUCCUGCCCUCUUGCUCCUCCAUCAUAUCCAGAUUGUUACAAAAGGAUGCAGAGCAGGAAUCCCAAAUGAGAGCUGAAAUUCAGAACAUGAAGCAAGAACUGUCAACCAUUAGUAUGAUGGAUGAGUUUGCUAGAUAUGCCCGUCUGGAAAGAAGGAUUAACAAAAUGACUGACAAGCUUAAAACUCAUGUGAAAGCACGAACUGCCCAGUUAGCCAAAAUAAAGUGGGUUAUAAAUAUUGUAUUCUACAUCUUACAAGCUACCUUGAUGGUCUCUCUGAUUUGGAGGUACUAUGCUGAGCCAGUUACAGUGCUUCCAGGCAAAUGGCUUGCUCCGCUGGAGCGCUUGGUAGCCUUUCCUACAGGGGUGACAGGUGGUGUUGGAAUUACAUGUUGGCUUGUGGUUUGUAAUAAAGUUGUAGCUAUUUUGCUACACCCUUUCAGCUGAAGGAAUCCCAGUAAUCCAUGGAGUCCUCAACUACACUUUCAUUAUCACUGUUUUGAAUGAGACUAGGUCUGAGAUAACCUUUGUUACUUCAUUUGCAUAUCAGCCAGUAUUCCUUUUGAUGUAUUUUAUCUUUCCUUAGUUUGCUUUUCCAUUUGGUGGUCAGUUUUCAAAGAAUAGCAUUGCUGUUUUUAUAAAGCCUCAUUUUGUGUCUGCUUUGAUAAGUGUGAACACUGAUUCAUGGCAGAACUGUAAGACUUUGUCAUGGCAUAUACUCACCAAAACCUGCAAGUGUUGGACUUGUAUAUUUUAAAUUGGAAAUGCACUGGCAGUAGGAGUUCAUCUGGGAGCUUUGCUACUGCUUUGCUGUAUGACAUGGUAGUUUCACCCAGAGAUGGGACUGUGAUGACAAAGUGAUACUAGAAGAUACAGAGGAAGGUGGUUUGGUUGACUUAGAGGUAAAACACAGUUACCUCCUUGUUAUUUUUUUACACUAGAAUUGGGGCGUUCUUGGGUUGUCUUGGAAAAUACAUUAUUGAUAUAUGUGCAGAAUCAACUUUUUAUCUCUCAAGAAGCUCACUCAGUUGCUCAGUACAGCAUGGCUGGAUGUAUUUUUCCUCCCUGACUUUUGAAGUUCAUUGAAUACUUGUAUUUUUUCCUACUUUUAUUGAUAACUGACCUUUCCUCCCUUGGUAUUUUUUUCUGCUUCCAAAACUGAUUAUCACUGAAACUAUUUUCUUCCAUGUUUGGAGGGGGAAGGGUCUGGUCAGCCUGCUCAAGCUCCGUGUUAAUAAAGAGAAAGCAGACGAGUGUGCUGUUCCUUCAGAGGGCUGUGUUUCUAAGGGCUUUAGCAUACAUUAAUGACAGUCCAGGGUAGCCCAAAAUAGCUGUGUAAGUGUAAAAAGGCACAUUGGUGAUUUAUAUGUGUAAAGCGAUAACAGAGUGGUAGCAGGCCAGAGGAGGGGGGAAAACAGUUUUCUGUUUCAGAGUAAAACUUUCUUGUGGUAUUUAGGUACAGGAAACAGCCACAGUAUUUUACAUUUAAGGGAGGACAGAAUUAUUCCAGUACUGUGCCUAUAGAAGAGUGACAAAGUUGUGUUAUCUUCCAUGCAACCCUGUCACUGCUGCCAUGCAAGAUAAACGCAUGGGUUUAUAAAGUUGUUGUUCCACACCUCUUUGGUUUUUGACAUGAGCCUGAACAGAGCCCUUGGGGGCAUCUUUCUUUCCUCCUCUGGGCUUUGGUGAUUCUGAUUCAGCUUCCUGCUCUAUACAGUGAAAUGCAUCUGCUCUGUUAUUCCAGGCCUUUUGCCUAGGGCCCCUCUAUAAUUGCCACUGCAUUGAGAAAUCAGUUCAAAAGGUCGUGAUACAUUCCGUGUAUAUAUGCAUGAAAUGUUUGUGAGGCUUUGGUUUUGUUUGGGUUUGGUUUGGAUUUUAAGUGGUAAUUUAAAAAAAAAAGGUUUUACAUUAGGAUUACAUUUAGUCAAGGUGAAAAUAGAUGCAUUAAAUAGCAAGAAAAAAAAUGUUGUGGUUGAAUGUUAUGUAUAAUUGUGGUUUUAUUAAUAAAAUAAAGCUUUUUGAUCUGUC
Melopsittacus undulatus (budgerigar) is the source of this 2236-nucleotide messenger RNA. It is a transcript of the gene GET1, whose product is annotated as guided entry of tail-anchored proteins factor 1. Gene Ontology annotation, biological process: tail-anchored membrane protein insertion into ER membrane. Gene Ontology annotation, cellular component: GET complex. NCBI's taxonomy places the organism in Eukaryota, Metazoa, Chordata, Aves, Psittaciformes, Psittaculidae. Gene Ontology annotation, molecular function: protein-membrane adaptor activity. The record is from RefSeq and is a predicted model, not a curated record. The coding region runs from base 143 to 655 and encodes 170 amino acids. The transcript is spliced from 5 exons.